This is a messenger RNA of Phragmites australis (common reed), 615 nucleotides long. RefSeq lists its product as uncharacterized. NCBI's taxonomy places the organism in Eukaryota, Viridiplantae, Streptophyta, Magnoliopsida, Poales, Poaceae. The record is from RefSeq and is a predicted model, not a curated record. The transcript has 2 exons. The coding region runs from base 110 to 400 and encodes 96 amino acids.
CGACCCCGACCCCGACCCCGCCAAAUCACAGCGAGUCACCCUCACGGCCUCACCCACCACCACGACACCGGCGGCGGCGGCGGCGACCCAGGCGAGAAUACGAACCGCGAUGGCGACGGCGCUCAACCGCGGCCUCCGCUCCGGGAUCCGCCUCCUCGCCGCCGGCGCCGAGGCGUCCAAGCCAGCUUCUCGUGGAUUCCAUGCCACUGGUGUGAAGAGGAUGGGAGGCCAUGGCCAUGAUGAGCCAUACUACCUCCAUGCCAAGCACAUGUACAACUUGCACAGGAUGAAGCACCAGGGGUUGAAGGCAACUCUUUCCGUGCUGGGAGCAGUUAGCAUCGGCGUUGGAGUCCCUGUAUAUGCAGUCAUUUUCCAGCAGAAGAAGACCUUCUCAGCAUGAGCCUUCAUGCUCUCAAGGCCUACAUAUUGGAUACUAGUUUUCAACAGCAUUUUGUGAAGUUAAAGAAUGGACUUCGCUUUUCCUUGGUUGUUUUUUUACCCCAUUUGCUUACAAGAAGUUGUAAACUCAUUUCUUGCCGUUUAAUGUAGGACGCAACUUUCUGUUAAUAAUAUCGUGGCUUGAACUCUCCAGGCUGUGGAGAAACCUUGCAGUGA